AUGAACUUCUUCUCCGUCCUUCCCUCUUCCAUAGGAAGUUCCAUAGGAAGAAAGCUUCUGCUCUUCGGCCUAAGGCAGAUCGAUCUACUCGAUAAAGAUCCCUCGGACUUUGUUAGUGUUGAUGUUGGCAAGAAGACUACAUUGGAGGUCCGAGAUGUCGGGCUGCAUGUCAAGCUUCCUCCCGAAAUCCGGAUAUCAAAAGCAAGAGUCUCCCUCCUCCGCGUAACCUUCAUUCUAGAGUUCGGUGUGCCGCAGAUCAUUAUCGACAUAGAUGGCAUACAGCUGCACGCGCAGAUAGUAGAAAAUGAGGAUACCGCCGAGGUGAAGCCUCGUGGAAAGGAGCCCCAGCCUCCUCGGUCCUCAGCACGUCCUAGGUCGCCCCAUAGACGCCCAGCCGACAGCACGAGCGAAUACUCAUCGGAGGAUGACGACGAGCAUAUACCUUCGGUCGACGACUUAGCCCAGUCUUUCAUAAGAGAGGAAUCUGCUGAAGAAAUUCGUGAGCUCGAAGAAGCAUUGCAUAACGAGUCCGCAUAUCUGCACGAAUCGGUUAGCGAAUAUGGUGAUGACGAGAGUGUUGCUGGCGUGGGAACCCCUCUUGGGCUUCCUGGCAUACUACGGAAUAUGCUUAACACCGCCUUGGAUCGUCUUCGUAUCACUGCCAAUCACAUCGAUAUUCAACUCGAAGAUCAGAUCCCGUCCGAUCCUAGCCAAUCUCCGCUCGAUGACGAGGGUGUUGAUGUCUCGUUGAACCUACAUGUGGAUCAAGUUAGCAUUGAUUCCGUUACAGCACCUGAACCUAAUGUAGAGGUUACAGGAUCAAGGACCGCGGAGUCAACGCCUUCAAGAGUUGGAAAACGUCGCAUGCGAAUCGAAAACGUGUGCGCCCGAUUGUUCUCUGAUGUUGAGAGUUUUGCCACAUUUUCAAGAAUCUCGAGAUCGCUAUCUCCAGUCGACGCCCGCUCAGAAGUAUCUUCAAGUCGAAAGUCACAGAGCGACGUUGCAGCUAGCCGGACGUCUGUAGAUUAUCCAGAACCAACAGCAGAGCCCCAGGCCCAAGAGGGUAUCACUCUGGAACACCAAGUCCAAGAACCGACCACACCAGAACUGCAGCAGUCCACUCACAGUGAUGACUUACUCUCACAGUCCUUAACGUCUCCGCAUUUGAUACAUCCUUCAGCGUCCAUACAUUCUGCGCACCGUGACGGCCUCCCUUCUCAACAUUCAUCUCGUUUAGAGCAGCCCAAUACUCCGACAGCCAACGAACCUGAGAAACUGGAACCAUUAGCAGCUUCCACGCACACUGUAGAUGAAGACCGCUUUGCGGAUGCUGCUUCAGAUGAUGGCUUGGACAAUCACCCGAUUUCUGACUCAACUUUCGGACUUAGAGACCUGCACCUACCCCAAGAUAUGGGUGGGAGCAGUAUUCUAUACGACAAUGAAGGUCUAGUAGAGUAUGCUCUAGACAAUUUGAUGUUUGACUCGGAACACGGCGGGUCGUUGCAUAAUCUUCCCAGGACCAGGCUCGCAGACAUUGCGGAUUCUGAACAUUCCCUUCCCGUCGACGAGAGUCUUCAAUCGAGUGCUGAUAUUCCGCCAACAGUGUCCGCCUUACUACAACAGUCUUGGAUUUCUCGUCAAAGCGAACAACCUUCUCCUCGACCUGAGCAAUCUAUGACUGUCGACUCCAUUGAAUCGCCAGCCCCUGCAGAUGUGCCUAGUUCUUCCCCUCACCAACGUAUGAGCCAAAGUAUUGAUAGCGUACCCGCGGAAAGCGCGGAAGGCGAACAGAGCCUGUCAGAGUCGACCCUCUUCACUCAUGAUGAUGCCGAAAGCAUGUACAUGAGUGCAAUGAGCGAGGCUCCUAUCAGUUCCCACCGCGGGCCCACUGUUCCUGGAGGGUGGGACUCGGUAUCUAAUUCGAGUCAAGGUACAGCUUCCGAGACGUCUACUCCAAUUCCUGCAGAUAUGACAGCCGGAAGUAUACUAGUCCCAGAUGUCGCAAAUGUUAUGGAUGAUGGCUGCCAAACUCCACGUCCAGGAAGUCGACAGAGUGAAGGCACACCCACACAGGGCCAAUCCCGACAGCAAAGCCCCGAAUCCCGUCAGAUGAGGCUCCGACAGAAGCUUUCGAAGCUAUUCUUCACUGUAGAUGAAAUCACAAUCUGGUUUCCAUUACGCCUUGAAAGUGAUCAGGGAGGAGAAGUGGAAGUGGAAGACAGUGCUGCCGAAGAGAAGGGAUUUUCGUUCAGUCGUCCGGACCUUGGCACGGACUCGAUAUUUCAAGAUAUGCCUGGCUCUUUCUCCAAUUAUGCGCAUUCGACGUCUCGCAGGAAUCCAUCAAUUGACCUCGGGGCAUCGUUCAGGAACAAGCCGGAUGCGAAACGAUCUGUUCCCCCAAUUUCCCCCAAACCUACAAAGUAUGAGCCGACUAUCAGUGUCGAAGUUGGCUCUGUUAUUGGCCAUCUUGACUUUUCAACUGGACGCAUAAUAUACCAGAUGGCACAAAGGUUUAUAGCUCUAAUCGGCACAGCACCAAGCGACAAGGAUCACAAACAGUCAGUUGAUGUCGGCGAUACAGCAAAAACCCCCAGUCCAUCCUUGACUCUGUCUGUAAAGAACAUCGGCAUUGCCUGGGUGAAGAACCUCAUGACAGAAUCUCUUGUGGAGUCACCCACACGAGCACAAUUGCAACUAGACCCUUCAAAUGCAAUUUUGAACCUCGGCCUUAGCUCGAUAGAAGCAUCUACGCAGACCCAGCCAAAUCAGUCACGGCUCAGAUUGCUUAUCGGAACGUUUAUCAUAUCGUCUAUGGGCCAUGACAUUCUAUCAUUUCGCAAGCCACGGCCUAGAUCUAGGCGAUCUGCUCCAAAUAACGCCGAAGGGCCUCAAAGUGAUAUCGAAAUUGUAUAUGAGCAAGGAAGCGAGAAGCGCAUUACAGUUGUGACACGUCCAGUCAAGAUUGAUUUCGAUAUGCAACAGGUCGACGAUGCACUGGGUUCUUUCGGUGGGUUCAGUGGUAUUUUGGAGAUGGGAAGCUCAAUGAGUUCCGCAAAUACUGUCCACAGCCCGAUGUCUCCCAGCGCUCCAUCCAAACCUCGAGGUGUACAUUUUGGAGAUGCGCCUUCAAAUCCACCACCCUCUACGUCACCCUCACCAGCAGCGCCCAAGAUAGACAUCAGGAUCGAGGAAGUCUUGUUCAUGCUACGGGGGCAAAGUUGCGCUGUACAGAUCAAGACUACCUCUGUCAAGGCUGCUGUGCGAGCCAGCAAUGUGCGACUCAAAGUAUCUGAAGUUGAGAUCUCUGGGCCUUAUACAGCAGACUUUAACAGUGGCUCACCUCUGGUACUGAACAUCAAGGACACGACCGUCGACUUCCGCUUCACACCAGACGAGACAGACCUUACUCGCUUGAUAUCGAUGAUCACGCCGUCAAAAGAUCCAUACGAGAAUGACGACGAUAUCAUGAUCGACACACUACUGCGUCAGCGACGGAAAGGCUCUGUUGUGAGAGCACAAGUGGCAACAGUCGGUCUUCGAAUCUCUGACAUUAGUGCUAUGGGGGCCUUCGAAGCUCUGGGUGCCGAGGUUGCACGACUCUCGAGAGUCACAAAGUAUCUUCCUGAUGAUGACCGUCCCGGUAUCCUUACCCUUGCAACUGUCCAUGAUUUUGAGGCAAGAGCAGUGGUGAAUGAGAAACUCGGAGACAUUCUACUCUCACUGCAAGAUGCUUCGAUAGCACACGUAGGAAUGCCUUCUCUUUUCGCUAUAGAGAUUGCAAAAACAUCAAUCCAUCGUAAAGAUGAAAUUCUUGUGCACGAGGUUGCAACACUUCCACCACAAGACCGUCUACCUAUGAUUAUGGCACGUGUGGUCGGCGAUGAGAUGGAACCGGUCGUCAAGGUUAAACUCUUCAACGUCUGUGCGGAGUAUCAUGUUACAACUGUCAUGGCAGCUCUUGGUAUCUCUGAGAAUGGCACAACGGACGAUAUCGCUCUUGGACUUGCGUCGUCUGUGGCAACAAUCACAGGCGUAUCUCAGCCUAAGAAGCUUAGCAGGCAAACUUCGGAAGCAAGCUCACCCUCGUCAGCCAACAACAAGCCUUUUCACAUUGAUCUCCUUCUAAGGAGCUGUGCGCUAGGGCUGAAUCCGCGGAAGAUCCCAUCCAAGGGCCUUUUCGUUCUUACCAACGCACAUUUCCUCGGAAAACAAUCGAAAGAAACCGACUAUUCAAUCACGGUUGAACUGCGCGAGGCGUCCAUUCACGCCAUCGAUGAUGUUGGACGUAUCGAAGAACAAGACUUCUCGCUUGCUAGGACAAAUGCACCGCCACGGGUCAACUCUCAACUUCAUGAACUCCAACGCCAGGGAUUCGUAUCUCUCAGUGUCAUCUCUGCAGCAAGUGUUCUGGUCGAUAUUUCAGGAGACGACCAGGACCAACCGAGAGUGGUUGAUAUUGAGUUCAAGAAUAAGCUCUUCGUCGUCGAAGCAUGCGCAGACUCGACGCAAACAUUGAUUGCUAUACUGAACGGCCUCCAGCCACCGAUCCCACCAAGUACAGCACAGCAGUAUCGUACUGUUGUUCCACUGCAACAGAUGAUGGAGUCUUUUACCGGCGAUGCCUUUGAUGCUGCUGAACUUCCGGAGGAAGAAAAUUUCAUGGACAAUGCCGAUUUGGUCACAGACGAAGUUCCUGCCAACCUUGAAUUCGUAGGGAGCUUUUAUAACCAAGAGUCCCUGCCUUCCGAAGAGGACCUUGGCGACAGUAUGCUCGAUGAAGAUGACCUCGAGGCUUUGGCAACGGCCCCUGUAGUUCGCCAGCGCGGCGACAAACGCCUGCUAGAAAGUUUCCAGGAGCAGUACGAGGUAGCCGAGGGUGAGAAUGACUUCGAAUUCGAGGAAAACUAUUUCCAAGACUCCGACUCCGAGCAUAAAGGAAAUGCUCGCAAAUGGGAUUCGGCAAAGAACAGAUACCAUUUGACAAACGAAUUUAAGACACCCGAUGCUCCCUUGAAAGUACGAGUACGGGACCUUAAUAUCAUUCUCAACCUUUUCGACGGAUACGAUUGGCCUAGAACUCGUGCUAUUUUGACGGAAGCUGUGGAAACCCUCGAGAAUCGUGCCGAGGAGAAACGGCAUCGGCCACGAGAGGACGAUGAAGAUGAGUUCGAGGUGGAACAAGACUUCCUCUUUAAUUCCGUGUGGAUUGGAGUUCCUAUCCGUGAUGAAAAGGGUGCCCUCACUCGACGUAUCAAUCACGAUAUCGACGACCUCGCAAGUGAGACUGGAAGUAUUGCAACCUCAACUGCAACUCGCUCAACCGGAGCUACGGCUCGCCCACGAACUUCGAAUAAGUCAUCGAGUCGUCGAAGACUGAAAUUGGACAGAAGCAAGCACAAGAAAAUUGCAUUCGAGCUGACAGGUAUCGCCGUCGAUUUGAUCGUCUUCCCGUCCAAUUCUGGAGAAACGCAGAACUCGCUUGAUGUACGGAUACAAGACUUUGAGAUUUUUGAUCACGUUCCUUCAUCUACAUGGAAGAAAUUCGUGACCGGGCUCAUAGAUCCCAGCCAACGCGAAAUGGGCAGACCAUUGAUCCGACUAGAGCUACAGACCGUAAAACCAGUGACAGACCUUGCAGCAUCGGAAUUGGUGAUCAAGGUGACCGUUUCUCCCCUUCGACUCCAUGUCGAUCAGGAUGCUCUGGAUUUCAUCACACGUUUCUUCGAGUUCAAAGACGACACCGCACCGGAGACAAGCACGCCGUCCGAGCAGCCUUUCAUCCAGCGCCUCGAGGUCAUGGCGGUAACGCUAAAGCUGGACUAUAAGCCAAAACGAGUUGAUUAUGGUGGACUUCGAUCAGGACACACCACUGAGUUCAUGAAUUUCUUGAUCCUCGAUGGAUCGGACAUCGUCCUGCGGCACGCCAUUGUGUACGGCAUCACUAGUUUUGAUAAGUUACACAAAACGUUGAACGAUGUGUGGAUGCCAGAUGUCAAACGCAAUCAGCUACCAGGGGUUCUAUCUGGCUUAGCCGCUGUCCGACCGAUUGUCAAUGUUGGAAGUGGUGUUCGCGACCUUGUCGUUGUGCCUAUGCGAGAGUACAAAAAGGAUGGCCGCAUCGUUCGCAGUCUACAGAAAGGCGUCUAUGCGUUUGCGAAAAACACAACCUCAGAAGCAGCUCGUCUCGGUGCUCGAGUAGCAAUCGGGGCGCAAACCCUUCUUGAGGGCGCAGAAAACUUCCUCAAUCCCCAGUCUCCAUCAACCCGGCCUUUGUCAGGUCUUCAUGAUUGGGACGAUCUGGAUCCUGCCGAUGGAGGCGAAGACGAGCCCCGUGCCGUAUCGAAUUAUGCCAACCAGCCCAUUGGUGUCAAGGCAGGCCUGAGAAGUGCAGCCAGGUAUCUUGAGCGCGACUUGUUGACUGCCCGGGACGCUGUUAUUGCCAUACCUGCCGAAGUGAUGGAGGAAGGUAGUGGCGUUGGCAUGGCGAAGGCUAUAGCCCGUCGAGCACCUACAGUGAUCCUACGACCAGCUUUAGGUGCCACCAAAGCGAUCGGAAAUACUCUGCUUGGUGUUGGCAACGCGCUUGAUAAGGAUAGCAAGCGGAAGAUUGACGAUAAAUACAAGUCCUACUAA
Molecule: messenger RNA, 6633 nt
Organism: Aaosphaeria arxii CBS 175.79
Lineage: Eukaryota; Fungi; Ascomycota; Dothideomycetes; Pleosporales
Exons: 3
Coding region: 1-6633 (2210 amino acids)
Biological process (GO): reticulophagy; piecemeal microautophagy of the nucleus; autophagy of mitochondrion
Cellular component (GO): phagophore assembly site; extrinsic component of membrane
Molecular function (GO): phosphatidylinositol-3-phosphate binding
Source: RefSeq, a predicted model, not a curated record